Molecule: messenger RNA, 420 nt
Organism: Pollicipes pollicipes
Lineage: Eukaryota; Metazoa; Arthropoda; Thecostraca; Pollicipedomorpha; Pollicipedidae
Product: histone H3.3-like
Exons: 3
Coding region: 1-420 (139 amino acids)
Cellular component (GO): nucleosome
Molecular function (GO): protein heterodimerization activity; structural constituent of chromatin; DNA binding
Source: RefSeq, a predicted model, not a curated record
AUGCAAACCGUAUGCAAGUCUACCAGCGCCAAGGCGCCGCGCAAACAGCUGGUCACGAAGGCGCAUCGCAAGAGCGUGUCGGCGACCGGCGGCGCCAAGAAGCCUUGGUGCCAGAGUCCGAGCAAGGCGGCUCUUCGCGAGAUCCUUCGCUACCAGAAGGGCACGGAGCUGCUCAUUCGCAAGCUGCCGUUCCAGCGCCUGGUGCGCGGGAUUGCGCAGGACUUCAAGACGGACCUGCGCUGCCAGAACAGCGCUGUCAUGAUUCUGCAGGAGGCCAGCAAGACGUACCUGAUCGGGAUGCCUGAGGACACGAACCUGUGCGUCAUCCAUGCCAAACGGGUGGCCAUCAUGCCCAAGGACAUCCAGUUUGCGCGUCUCAUUCGUGGCGAGCGUGCUCAAGCGUUUGCCCUCAUGUGGUGA